Gossypium arboreum is the source of this 765-nucleotide messenger RNA. RefSeq lists its product as uncharacterized. Lineage: Eukaryota; Viridiplantae; Streptophyta; Magnoliopsida; Malvales; Malvaceae. Bases 1 to 765 code for a protein of 254 amino acids. The transcript is spliced from 4 exons. The record is from RefSeq and is a predicted model, not a curated record.
AUGACUGAUCUGAGAGCAAUGUUCACUCGCCUUAGCUUAUUUGAUAAUGGUAGUUUAUUGGUCGAGCUCCAAGUUAAACCUGUGUGGAUUGAACAAAUUAAGAGUACACAGUUGGAAGAUGUGUCAUUGGAUCUUCUGUUCCGGGAGAUUAAGAAUAGUAAUACAGUGGAUUUUGGACGAAAUAGUGAAGGGGUACUCUGUUCCAGAGGUAGAAUUUGUGUGCCUAAGGAUACUAAUUUGAGGCAAACUUUACUGCGAGAGGCGCAUAAUAGUCCCUAUGUUAUGCACCCAGGUGGAAAUAAGAUGUACAGGGAUCUCCGUGAGCUGCUUAAGAUUCCGAUGUGGAAGUGGGAAAGAGUAAUUAUGGAUUUUGUGAAUGGGUUACACCUAACGCCUUCUAAGAAAGAUUCAGUGUGGGUUAUAGUGGAUCAAUUGACCAAAACUACUCAUUUCAUACCGGUUCUCAUAGAUUAUUCAUUACAGAAACUGGCUAAGUUGUAUGUAUCUGAGAUAUACUAUGUUUCAUCCUCUGAGGGAUGGACAGUCAGAGAGGGUAAUUCGUCGUGUUGGACUGAGUUGGGUGAGCAGCGUGUUCUGGGUCUUGAGCUAGUAUCUGAUACCAAGGAUAAGAUCUCACCAUCGAAAAAGGUACUGAGAUUUGGGCAUAAAGGCAAAUUGAGCCCAAGUUUCGUUGGGCCUUAUCGUAUUUUGAGACGAGUGGAACCGGUUGCCUACCAGUCAGAGUUACCUCCGGAAUUAGAGUAG